Molecule: messenger RNA, 605 nt
Organism: Amorphotheca resinae ATCC 22711
Lineage: Eukaryota; Fungi; Ascomycota; Leotiomycetes; Helotiales; Amorphothecaceae
Exons: 5
Coding region: 256-498 (80 amino acids)
Source: RefSeq, a predicted model, not a curated record
CUGUUAGGCCAGCAAUUCAUCUGCGAAAUCUUUGGUUGCAAUUCUCGAAUUUUUGAUGUCCCUAUCUGACUUUGUCCUUGAGCAAGAUUGAAGAAAAUAUUGCUCGAGGUAGCUACAAGUAUAGAAAGGCUCGCCUUGGCAAGUGCCGGACCUGAAUUUAGCCACCCUCGACAUCUUUAUUUACCUUACAGUAGCGUGAGCGUCCCAGCUUUGAACCCGUGUCUCCACAAAGCUUCAUCCACAAGACAGUCCAAAAUGUCAGCAUCACUGGCUCCUGAAUGUGACGGGGUCAAAGAACGCUAUGACACCUGCUUUCUGAAGUGGUACAGCGAGAAAUACCUCCGGGGAAAAGGCACGGAAGAUGAAUGUGCGGCUUUGUUCAAAGACUACAAGAAGUGCUUGACUAGCGCUCUGAAGGAAAGGGGUAUCGACCAGAUGUUGGAGGAGGCCCGGGCAGAUCACAAGGAGAGUGACGAGGCUCACAUGCGUCGAAGUUAAGCUGCUCGGACUAUGUAAAAAUAUGAAGUUGAUUCAGCGGCAUUGGAACGGCGUUAGGAACAGGGAGCUCUACUCUUGCUCUAAAUUGAAGCACUUUGUCUCUCGCC